GGGCCGGGGGCCGGGGGCCGGGGCCGGGGCCGGGGGCGGGCCGGGCCGGGCGGGGCAGGGCGGGCCAAGGUCCGGCUUUAAGGCGGCGGCCCCCGCGGUCCCGCCGAGUCCGCGAUGGCGCCGCCGCUGCUGUGGGUGCUGUGGGCGCUGCUCCCCGGGCCGCCCCUGCCGCCGCCCCGCCACCCUCCGCCCGGGGCCCCGGGGCUGCGCGCGCGCUACCGGCACCUGCAGAGCCGCCUGCGGCAGAACCAGACGUGGGGGGCCCCGAACCCCGAGCCGCUCGUCCGCGUCCUCACCCCCCAGUACACAGAGAGAAAGGGAAAGGGGAGGGCGAGGUCUAGACAGCCACCUGCAGCCCUGCUUCACCACCGGUCGCCACUGCAGCUGGGGAGCGGGGCCUCGAAGCCGGGGCCUGGCUGGGGUCGGGGUCGGGGUCGGGGUCAGCGCUACCGGGCCCAGCACCGCCGAGCCCGCUGCCUCCCCGGACACGGAGGGCGCGGCCGGUGCCAGGCGACAGCGCGCCUGCAGCCCGACGGCCUCCUGCACCUGCUGGUCCGCGGGGCGCCCCCCGCCUCCCGGCUGCACCGCGCCUUGCUGCGGGCGCCCGCGACGGCGCGGAGCUCCCGGGACGUGACGCGGCCGCUGCGCCGCCAGCUGCACCUGCGGGGACCCCGGGCGGCCGUCCUGCGCCUGCGCGCCCCGCACAACCGGACCCUCCAGGGGCGCCCGCGGCUCGAGCUGCACUGGCGGGCGCCGGCCGGCAGGGGGCGGCGCGGCGCGCAGGCGCAGGACGGCUGCCCGCUGGGGGCGGGGCGCUGCUGCCGCCUACUGAGCCUGCGCGCCACGCUCGAGGAGCUGGGCUGGGCCGAUUGGGUGCUGGCGCCGCGAGAGCUCGAUGUGCGCAUGUGCGCCGGCGCCUGCCCCAGCCGCUUCCGGUCAGCCAACACGCACGCGCAGAUGCAGGCGCGUCUCCACGGCCGAAACCCGGACGCCGCGCCGGCGCCGUGCUGCGUGCCCGCCGCCUACGAACCUGUGGUGCUCAUGCACAAGGACAGCGCCGGCCGCGUGGCGCUCACGCCCUUCGACGACCUGGUGGCCAGCGACUGCCACUGCGCCUGAGCGGCGACUCGCCCAGCGGAUUCAUGGCAGCCGUCUGUUGUGCGCGUACGCAGCGCGUCCGGCCUCGGACUUCCGCCCUGACUAGCGUGUGGCGGCGCGUGGCGCUACUGCACAUGCGCGACGCUUGGCCUCCAACUGCCCCGCCCACCCGGCGACGACUGCGCACGCGCGGUCUGCGUACUCGGCGUGACGGUCCUCGGAAGUGCGCCUGUCAUCUGCUCCCACUGCGCCUGCGCGGACCCCAACCGCCCGCGCGUGCGCAGUGUGGGCGACCUCCGUCCACCAUCCGCCGUUAGAAGGGGCGCGGGUUCGAUCCUCCACUCCGCCCUCCGGGGCCUAUUUAUGUUCCUGUAUUUAAUGUUAAUUUAUUGGGUAAGGGGGUGGCGGGUGGUCGACCAGGCUGCCUUUAUUUAAAGAAAGGGAAUGGAUGGGUGUCGGGUAGGUGUGGUCCCGGGUUCGAAGCUUCCCCCCUGCACCCCCAAAAUAAAGUGUUUUUACGUGAAA
Molecule: messenger RNA, 1623 nt
Organism: Erinaceus europaeus (western European hedgehog)
Lineage: Eukaryota; Metazoa; Chordata; Mammalia; Eulipotyphla; Erinaceidae
Gene: GDF15
Product: growth differentiation factor 15
Exons: 3
Coding region: 115-1119 (334 amino acids)
Biological process (GO): SMAD protein signal transduction
Cellular component (GO): extracellular region
Molecular function (GO): growth factor activity; cytokine activity
Source: RefSeq, a predicted model, not a curated record